This is a messenger RNA of Funneliformis geosporum, 264 nucleotides long. NCBI's taxonomy places the organism in Eukaryota, Fungi, Glomeromycota, Glomeromycetes, Glomerales, Glomeraceae. The record is from the annotation of a GenBank genome assembly.
GCCAUCCGGGAUAAAGAAAUAGAGGAAUUAAAACAAACGAUUAAAUCAAAGAACGCUAUUAUUGAUUCCGAUAACCAAAAAAUCACCAAUUUAACUAAAACUGUUAAAGAACUAACCGAGAAAGGGAUUAGCGAAAGUAAAGGGUUGGAAUUGAAUGAGGAAGAAAGAGAGUUUAUUGAAAUCACACAAGGUUUUGCUCUUGAUGACUUAGGCAUUGAGAGUUUACUUUCAAAAGUAAAUAAAUUCGGUAAAAAAGAUUAUUGA